Coregonus clupeaformis (lake whitefish) is the source of this 1570-nucleotide messenger RNA. Its product is annotated as pyridoxal kinase-like. Gene Ontology annotation, cellular component: cytosol. The record is from RefSeq and is a predicted model, not a curated record. NCBI's taxonomy places the organism in Eukaryota, Metazoa, Chordata, Actinopteri, Salmoniformes, Salmonidae. Gene Ontology annotation, molecular function: pyridoxal kinase activity. The transcript has 11 exons. The coding region runs from base 193 to 1113 and encodes 306 amino acids. Gene Ontology annotation, biological process: pyridoxal 5'-phosphate salvage.
GCCAGUCAGGAAGCGUCAACGCUGUAUCGUGUCCUUGCUGUAGCCUACACUGAAGUAAAUACAGUGGAGUUUACGUAUUGAUACGCUCGUGUAGCCUAUAGGAUUCUUUGCUCAGUGAGCGUCGGUAGCUCGUGCACGGAACAUAUCUUAUUCCACAGUCAUCGUAGCUUCCUUUUGAACUUCAUCCUUGAAAUGGAGUGUCGUGUGUUAUCUGUUCAGAGUCAUGUUGUCAGGGGAUACGUCGGGAAUAAGUCGGCAACAUUCCCAUUGCAGGUGCUUGGAUUCGAAGUGGACUCCAUCAACUCAGUGCAAUUCUCCAAUCACACAGGUUAUGAUCAUUGGAAAGGGCAAGUGCUGACGGCAGAGGAGCUUAACGUUCUCUAUGCGGGUAUCAAACUCAACAACGUCAACCAUUAUGACUACAUCCUCACAGGGUACACCAGGGACACAUCUUUCUUAGAGACGGUGGUGGACAUUGUUCAGGAGCUGAAGAGGUUGAAUCCUAAACUGGUGUAUGUGUGUGAUCCAGUGAUGGGAGACCAAGGCUCUAUGUAUGUCCCUGAGAAUAUACUGCCUGUUUACAGAGACCAAGUCGUAGCAGUGGCUGACAUCCUCACACCCAACCAGUUUGAGGCAGAGCUGCUGACGGGGAGGAAGAUCAGCACAGAAAAAGACGCUCUUGAGGUGAUGGAGCUGCUCCACCAGAUGGGUCCUGAUACGGUGGUCCUCACCAGCACAGACCUGACCUCUCCUCGUGGGGACCAGUUCCUAGUGGCCCUCGGGAGCCAGAGAAUAGUUAGACCAGAUGGGACCAAGUCUACCCAGAAGAUUCGGAUUGAGAUGCCCAAGGUGGAUGCAGUGUUUGUGGGCACAGGGGACCUGUUUACUGCCAUGCUUCUGGCCUGGAGCCACCACCACCCCAAUGACCUGAAGGCUGCCUGUGAGAAGACUGUUUCUGUCCUGCACCAUGUUAUCAAGAGGACCAUUACCUAUGCCAACGAGAUGGCCGGCCUUGGUAAGAGACCCAGCCCUGCUCAGUUGGAGCUGAGGAUGGUCCAGAGCAAAAAAGACAUUGAGGACCCGGACAUCGUAGUGGAGGCCACCAUCUUAUAACACCCAACGCCUCAUAAAUAGACGUAUAGGACUUUUACAUCAUGAGAUGUCAUCUUGCCUUAUAGGAUCUCGUAGAGGGCACUGUCAGUCAGAGUAUUUGCCCUGUGCACCGCACACACAUAUACUUAGUCACUGCCAUGUGUCUUUACUAUGACCUGAGCAUUGUCACCCAUUGAAAACAUGGUAGAUGGUGUUAGAGCAGGGUUGUUUCACUUUUUCAGCUUGAGACCCAGUUGAGAAAUUGACCGUCCUCCCGUGACCCAAAUCACCCUCCAACGACCCAAAUUAAGAAUAGUGUGUGUGAUUAUAGAUGUGUCCUCAUAACUCACAACCCAGAACACACCUCUCACAUUCCCAGGGCCCACUUUGGGCCAUAGUUUCAGAAACCCUAUCUUUUUUUUUUUUUAGGGGGAUGUUCAGCUUUAAUAUUGCAGAUAGAUUGUAACUUCCAUCGAUG